Molecule: messenger RNA, 7071 nt
Organism: Bactrocera oleae (olive fruit fly)
Lineage: Eukaryota; Metazoa; Arthropoda; Insecta; Diptera; Tephritidae
Source: RefSeq, a predicted model, not a curated record
AUCUUUAGUGUUUGAAAAAUUAAUUUGCAUUUCUACCCGAGUUAUGCAAUUUGUUUUUGUCUUUCCAAUUAUUGCUUUGGAUAUUGGUACAAUAUAGUCAAAAACAAUAGGACAAAUAAUAAAAAUGGUAUUGAAUUCUUCGUUAUGAGCUAGAGUGAGAUAGUACAAUUGGAUAGCAGUACGAAGUCAAAGAAAUAAUAAAUAAAAAACAAAUACACGAAGAAAGAUAGAUCGAAGACAAGAAUAAAUUUGAGUUUCAAAAGAAAAUAUAAAUUUGUAGUGUGAUUACAUGAAAGUGAGUGAAGAAAUCAGCAACAAACUUAUCGUGAAAGUACGCAAUACAUUUAAAAUAUUCAUAUGCAAAUAAAUCCCAACUAUAAUAAAUACCAAUAAUCAAAAUAUACAACUAACAACGUAAGAUAAAUAAACGGGAAUAGAUGCAAAUAAGUACACACAUAUAGUAUAUGCAAGAAUCUCACAAACGAAACAAAGGAGGUGCAUCUAUAUUCUUCGAUACUCUUGAGACCAGUGACGUUUUAUUGUUUCCUGUUUAAUAAUUAAUUCUUCUAGACCCAAAAUAACCAUAUGCUUUAAUACAGAAACACCUACAAUAUAAUAAUAUUAUUAAAGAAAAAAAACAAAGAAGUAAAAACAAUACAUACAUAUACAAAGAUCCGAGCAAAGCAUAAUAAUUUGUGCGAAAUAAAAUAUUCAGAGGAAAGAGACAAAUUCAACACAGCAAAUCUCUGUCAUCGUGUGGCUAGUGAAACUACAGCAGUAGAUGCGUGUGUCAUAAUAUGCAAAAUAAAGUUUUCUAUAUCAAAAACAAAAGCAAAACAUAAUACGUAACAAAGUAAGGAAUAACAACGAAAACAAAACACUAUAAACACAAAAGUCACAGAAUUAAACAGAAGUGUAUAUUAAAGACAAGUGACAUUGUCGACGUAGGUGGAGUAGUAUUGCAACGUUAGCGUCUCUAUGGAUCGUUUCGAUUUGGAGGAUGUGGUUGCACCGCCAACACACACUGCCGAUGCGCCACUCAAAGAUUGGCGUCUCAAGUAUCAAGCUGGUACAAUAAAAAAUAGUGAUUUUACGGAAUUUUUUCAAAAACAAUCAAGGAAAUAUUUUCAUUUCCGAUAUGAAAGAGAGCAAGAUGCUACCAGACCCAGCUUAAAAAUCAACUUCAACGAGGCUGGCGCCAAGGAGCACAUCAUAAAUGUUCUGAUGGAGUUCGUGUUGGGUGAUAAUCCCACAAUAGUGCUCGAUAAACUGCAACAGGAGGGCAAUACCGCCACGGUGUGUGGCAAAGUAUUCAAGAAUGGCGAACCCACAUAUAGUUGCCGCGAGUGUGGCAUGGAUCCCACUUGCGUGUUGUGUGUGAAUUGUUUUAAACAAUCGGCGCAUCGUUAUCACAAAUAUAAAAUGUCAACUUCAGGCGGCGGUGGCUGUUGUGAUUGUGGCGAUGAGGAAGCAUGGAAAAAGGAUCAUUAUUGUGAAGAGCAUUUGCGCGGCAAGGAGAAUCCCAUCAGUAGUACAAUCAUCACGGACGCCAUACAGGAACGUUGUGAGCUGGCCUUCAAUGCGAUUCUUACAUUUUGCGUGAAUUUCCUAGAAAUCGAACCGAACGCAAGCCUCGAAUGUUUGGACGGCGACUCAGACGAUGGACAAGAGGAGUGCUUUUGCACCGUACUCUACAAUGACGAGUCGCACACAUUCGAUCAGGUCAUACAGACAUUGACGAAAAUUGCCAAAUGCCGCCAGAAGGACGCUAUGGAAAUUGUGGCGAGCAUUGAUCGUGAAGGUCGCGCGGUUGUCAAGUGUGAUAGCUUUAGUGAGUGUCAGCAACUGCAAGAGGCCAUCGAAAAACAAGCAGUCACCGCAGUACCAGCUAUACCCCAUUCACGCGCUAAUCAAUCGCUACGCGUUUCUGUGCUAAAUAUACGAGCUGUGGCUUGCCAACAAUUCGCACUACAAUUGCUCACAUGGUUUCAGGAGUUUCUCAUUAAACACAGCAUUUUUCGUAAGAUAUUCGCACGUCUAAUAAUGGAUCGUAAGUCACCCUAUUGCAUACGACACAUACUCGAAUAUGAUGUGAAGUUGUGGAAGACAGCACGUGCCUGCUGGCAUCGCCUGCUUAUAUCCGGCCUACUGAUGGAGUAUGACAACAAAAUGGCACUGGCGCAAGAAUUCUCCAAACAUUAUGCUUCGAUUGUGCAGGAUUUCAUACGUGACGAUCACGAGCACUCAUGCUCAAUCGUUUCGCUGAGUGUACAGUUAUUUACGGUGCCGAGCAUAGCGCAUUAUCUAAUGGCUAAUGAGGGUAUUUUUCACAAAUUGCUACACACAUUCUAUCAUGCAUCGAUAGAGACUUUCAUCAAGAAUAAAACCUUACAAUUCUCAAAGAACAUUAAUGCGCCGUUUAAACGCGCUGCUUACAUUCUAUACGAUUUGCGCUAUAUACUCAGCUUUAAGCCAGAUGUGUGGACGGAUGCAUUGCGUGAGGGAUUUCUGGAAGGUUGCAAAGCGUUGCUGAAGCUGUUGAACGUGAUGCAGGGUAUGGAGUCGACGACACGUCAAACCGGUCAGCACAUGGACUACGAACCCGAAUGGGAAUGCGCUUUCAAUUUGCAUAUUAAAUUAGCCACCGCUAUAACUUUAGUAUUAGAAUGGUGUGCUACUGAUUUGGCUGUACUGACUAAACUUUAUCAAAUGGUAAUGCGUUAUCUCGUUACAAAUACUUUUAUUGUGGAUACCACAAUUAAGAGAGAAGAGCGUCAUGUUGCCGGCCAUGUAGCCGAAUGUAUAAUCUACGAUGUGGCUUCACGACCCGUUUCCAUACAUUUACCAUUGUCCCGCUUCUUUGCUGGCAUAUAUUUGCACUUGGGCUCAUUCGGUUUGACCUUUGAUAAUGCCGUUGCUGGCAACAAACGCACGCCCGAGGAGAUUAUGGAGCCAAUAUUAUGCACACAAACAAUGAUUGCUCAGGUGCAUGCUGCCAUGUGGCGUCGUAAUGGCUACUCGCUGCUCCAUCAGCUGUACUUCUAUCGUAUUGUACGCUGUCGCACCGAAAUGUUGGAUCGUGACAUUAUCGGCUUACAGAUUGGUGCCGCUUUAAUCGAAAGCAACCAAUAUCUGAUACAUAUAUUAAAUAAAUUCAAUUUAAUCAAAUGGAUACAACCGGAUUAUGAAAAGAAUUCAACUGCACAAGCGGUGGAUGAUGACUUUCUCUUACCGAUGAUUGAAGAAUUUUUAGAAUUACUCAUCGUAAUCAUUGGCGAACGUUAUGUGCCCGGUAUAUCGAAUGUGGCGGAAGAAGAUCGCACCAAAAAGGAAAUAAUACAAUUGCUUUGUAUUCGACCAUAUUCACACUCCGAGUUGAAUCGCGCUCUGCCCGAUGCGCUCAAUGAAACAGCCGUGGAAGAUGUUAUCGAUACUGUGGCAGUUUUCAAAAAACCACAGAAGUCAGACGCUAGAGGCGUUUACCAGCUCAAAGAAGAUUUGUAUGAUAAUUAUAAUAUGUAUUUCUAUCAUUACACCAAGGAAGAAAAGUCCAAAUCGGAGGAGACACAACGUCUGCGUCGUAAGAAUAAAAACGAACUCGUUUGUUGCCCACCCCCCAAGCUGCCCAAGUUGACCGAUGGAUUUGUCUCUAUUGCUAAUCUGUUACAAUGUGACGUUAUGAUGACGAUAUUAACAACUGUGUUAGAUCGUGCAAUCGAUCUAACCUCAAAUAGUUUUGCGGAAAAUCAUUUACAGGAGGUACUUUUUCUAAUCGGUUAUGGUUUGCAAGAGGAACAAUCGGGCUAUUAUCCAUUUCUUUCAUUCUACGAGCAGUCACAAAAAUAUAAUAUGCUAAAUAAAUUAGAAGAACUGUCGCGUAGUUCUCGGGUUGAGGCUCAUCGCGAUUUCAUACUCUGGACAAUACAGAAAUUCAAGGAGUUGCAGGCCAAAGGCAAAGCUAACGAAGCAGAUGACCUCAGUACAAUGUUGGCAGAAGGUGCUGAAGCAGUCGAAAUAUCACGACCACUCACCGCUGCUGAAAAGGAGAAGCAAGAGAAGGAGGAACGUGCACGUCUGGCUGCCGAACGUCGCGCUAAAAUAAUGGCACAAAUGCAAAAUGCCCAAAAUAAUUUCAUGAAAUCGAAUGCAGAAAUGUUUGCCAGCGCUAAUGUACAAGCGACCGGUAGUCGUGAUACAACAACAGCAAUGGAAUGGCAAGAAGAUGUUUCGAAUAUGGACGAAGAAGGUGCUGUAGCAUACAAUUCACAGGCUUGCUUGGGCGUGGAGCGACGCUUGCAGCAGCCAGAAGAGCAGAGUUUCAAAUGUAUACUCUGUUUUGAGGACUGCACCGUAAGUAAGGACGGACCGACACUCGUAUAUUCGGCUUUCGUACAGAAAUCGAAAGUAUUGCCACCCGAUGCAAAAAAUGCAUGCUCAGUACACACAAGCAGCUGUGGUCAUGUGAUGCACAUUAACUGUUGGCAAGAAUACUAUACUAACGAAGAGACAAAAGAACAACGAAGGCCACAUCGCAAUCGUCAACCGUUUCCACAAGCAUCACAAAACACUGAAUUUCAGUGUCCAUAUUGUCGUUGCCUAAGUAACUCAGUGUUGCCACUGAGUGCACCGCUAUCCAAGUACUCAAUGCCAUUGGUUAUUCAUAAAGGCGAGGAUUUAUUCCCCAUCGAUAUGUGGAUUGAGGUUAUGAAAACAUUAGGUGAUGAAUUGAUUUUACCCCCAAUUGAGGGCAAUUUCGAUCGUGUUUUACCACCGACAGACACAAUAUUGUCGCGCGCUAAUUUGUACGCCAAUAUCGCACAGUUCGAGCGUAUCGCACAACCCAUUGAUAAGUUAGAACUACCGGCUAGCUGGAUAACUUUUGCUCAACGCUAUAUCAAAUCGAUUCGGCAACAUGCGCCAACUGAUUUUGACGAGUCUGAGAAGGAUGGCUUCUUGUGGCUGAUACAUACUUGUAUCUAUACAGUGCGGGCGCUGGAAGUUCACCAUCGUGCGGUAGCUAAACCGUUUAAGAGUGAAAUGUCCAUACGACAAAAGAGUUGCAUUAGUGGGUUGGUGCGUGCGUCAUGCUUAUAUGGCACAAACUUGACACACACCGAUGUAACAAAUCUGAAACCCGCUGUGGCCGAGUUAUUGGACACAGUCUUCAAGCAAAAGGGCAGCUGUGUUUUGGAAUGGCGACCUUUCAGCAUGAUGGUGCAAAUGAUAUGCAUGGUGCCGAAUAUACUUUUCUCCUCUUCGCACAAAUCUGUUGUGGUCAAUGGCAGCAUGCUGGACUUCUAUGCAGUGCAGUUAUUCUUUCUCGCUAAUAUGGUGAAGGCAAUUGUGCUCUUCCAACCACCAGACAUGGAUGUCGACGAAGACUACGACCAGGAAAUAAAACAGUUACCACAAAAAAUACGCGACAACAUAGCAGAAUUUUAUCGUAAAUAUAAUUUUGUUGCUCGCCAACAAGCGCACGCAUAUAUGCAACAACAAACACAGACUCAGUCACAAUCACAGGCGCCAGCAAAAUCCGAAGAGGCAUUAUUACAGGAAACACAGUCAACAGAAAUCAAUCCCGAUAUCGAAGUAUCGAUGCAUGAAUAUAAUGCUGAUAAUGAAUUUAAGGUAGCGUGCGAUUUGGGCACUAUCGCCGCACUGUAUGCUCACAUCAAACAGCAAAUGAGUGAAUAUUUACGUUGUUGUUGUUUGUUCUUUCACUUUGUCACCGAAGUGGAAUUCCCCGAUGAAUUUCUUACCGAAUAUAGUGACACAUAUGAAAAUAUGUGUAAAUAUUUAGGCUUGGAAACCGGACUGGCAGCAUAUUUCGAUAGUGCCGGCUGCUAUGCAUCCAUAUUAGAGAUAUUUGCCACCCACCCCGAUUUGGUGUACUGUGACGUGACAACAUUGAAGAAACGCUGCGGCCGUAAUUUCGAUUUGGUGCCCUGCACUCAACCUGUGCCAAGAUUAGUAGAUCUACCCGAAGAUUUUAGCGAUCUUAUAAACAGUGUUUCGGACUUCAUUUGUCCGAAUAAUAAGCGUGAAGAGAUGAAAACCCCAACGAUGUGCUUGAUAUGCGGCAAAAUAAUAUGUGCACAAUCAUUCUGCUGUCAACCGGAGUUGGAAGGUCGAAAUGUGGGCGCUUGCACUUAUCAUGCCAAUUCUUGCGCUGCAGAAAUUUGCGUUUUUCUACGCAUACGCGAUUGUCAAAUUGUGUAUUUGGGUCGUAAUAAGGGUUGCUUUGUGUAUCCACCAUAUCUGGAUCAAUAUGGCGAGACUGAUCAGGGCUUAAGACGUGGCAAUCCGUUGCGCUUAUGUCCGUUGCGCUAUAGCAAAAUACAACUAAAUUGGCUGAGUCACACACUGCAUGAGGAAAUCGCCCGACUCAAUGAUAAUACGUCCGUUGUGGCAACACAGUGGCAUCACAUGUAGUCUUUUUGGUCGCGGCCAACACAAAAGUUGUACCAGAUAUGAUGCGCUGGACACUGAAGCGCAACCGGAACGGCGUGAGCAAGUUGGCGACUUAUUACAUAUGUGAUUUAUGUGUGUGCGCGCUAAAGCAAUCAACCUUAUCGGGAAUAUUUUAGCGUGACUUCUUUUGUCUAGUACUAAUUUAGAAAUAGAGGGAAGAAAACAUUGAAAUUUCAUUCCCGCUACGGUUGUAUAGGUUUGCCUUUUUCAUUUUGUAAAGAAAUAUUUUUUUAUUUAAUUUAAUUUAUUAUAAACUAAUUAUAAUAAAUGCAGCUGAGAGCUGAAGUGUCUGUUAGCCAAAAAUAUAAAAAUACCCCGUGGGGCAGUUUAGUUGGUAGUGAAUAAGAUAAAAUCGCAACGCUUUUCAAGAUACACACAACGUAUACAUAAAUACAUAACAUAAAAUACAUACAUAUAUUCUAUAAACAUUAACUGUGACUGUUUAACGCAUCUACAGAAAAAAAACAAAAAAUUAAGAAGUUUGGUAUAAACGAAAAACUUGAAUAGGCAAAAUAAAAACCUAACUGCACACAGUACUUUUCUGGCACUCGUUAGAACUUUCGCUCUAUAUGCAAUACUACUAUUUACAAAAACAAAAAA